Molecule: messenger RNA, 2604 nt
Organism: Brenthis ino (lesser marbled fritillary)
Lineage: Eukaryota; Metazoa; Arthropoda; Insecta; Lepidoptera; Nymphalidae
Source: the annotation of a GenBank genome assembly
AUGAUGUGUGUGUGUGUGUGUGUUUGUUGUGCGCAGUACGCGGGCAGCAGCGCCGAGCUGGAGGUGGAGAGCAGCAUGGCGGUGCGCAUGCGCGUCACGGCGCUGCAGGCCGCGCCGCCGCGCGCGCCAGAACCCGCGCUGCUCUUCGACUGGGAGGGGCCGGGGCGCGGCGAGGUGGCGCCGGGGCUGCAGCGCGUGGCGACCGUCUCCUUCGCGCCCGAGCGCCGCUGCGAGCCGCGCUGCUACACCGGCCUCGACCCGCACACGCCAGAGGGCGCGGCGUGGGCGCGGCGCGGCGCGCGCUGGGACGAGGCGGCGCUGCGCGAGGACGCGGCGCUGCUGCGGGCGCGGCUGGCGCGCUACGCGCAGCACGCCGCCGCCGCGCCGGGGACCAACUUCACGCUGCAUCUGCACACCACAGAGGUGCUGCAGAUAGUGGUGAGCGGGUCGGCGCGGCUGCAGUGGCCGCGGCUGGCGGCGGCGCGCGCGGGCGCGGCGGCGCUGGCGGCAGUGCGCCGCGCCGCGCCGCUGCGCCUGGCGCUGCGCAACCCCGCGCACGUGCCGCUGCUGCUGCACGCGCUGCCCGCGCCCGCCGCCGCCCUCCUGCCCGACCUGCCGCCCAGCGCCGGUGGUGAUUCCGAGUUUUGCACGAACGAGAAAUGUAUUUGGUCCCGUGACGCGUUUAACCUGACGGGAUGGCGCGCGACGCGCGGCGAGGCGCGCGAGUACAGCGACGCGGCGGCGGGCGAGGGCGCGCCGCCCGCGCUGCUGCUGCAGCCGCACGCGGAGGUCGAGCUCAGCGUCACGUUCUCGCCUCCGGACGCCGGCUCUUUCACGACAUAUCUGUAUUUGAGAAACAAUUUGACGAUAUUGGAGGGCGUGCAACUGUACGGUCAGGGGGAGUACCCUCGCUUCGACAUCGGCGGCAAGCGGCCCGGGGCGGCGUCGCCGUUCGUGUUCGAGGUGCGCGAGUGCUCGUGGAGCGGCGUGACGGGCGGCGGCGGCGCGGCGGCGCGGCGGCUGGUGGCGCGCAACGCGGGGCGCGUGCGCGUGACGCUGGCGGGCUGGAGCGUGGCGCGCGGCGGCUGCGCGGCGCGCGGCUGGCGCCUGGCGCCCUGCGCGCCGCUGCACCUCGCGCCCAACGCCUCCGCGCCGCUGCACCUCGCCUUCGCGCCCGACUACUCGCUCUCGCGCCUCACCGCCACGCUGCAUCUGCACACGGACCUGGGUCCAGCUGAAUACGUUUUGAUGGCGACAGUACCCGCCAAGGUGCUCGCCCAGUGUGCGGCGAUCGCUCCCCGCCCGCCCUGGGAGGGCCUGCUGCGCUCCGCCGGCACGGUGCUCGCCUUCGCCGCCUUCGCGCUCGUGCUCGCCGCCGCCGCGCUCGACGCCGAGCGCCUGCUGCGCCGAGCGCGCGCCGCCCGACCGCCCCCGCCGCCUCACGCGCCGCUCGACCUGCGCCGCCUGGCACCGCCCGCCCCCCGCGCCCGCGCCCGCGCCGCCCCGCCCGGCGCCCCGCCGCCGCCGCGCCCAGCGCCGCCCCGCGCCGCUCGACCCGCGCGCCGAGCGACGCGCCUUCGAGCGCUGGCGCGCCGAGGUGCUGCGCCGCGGCGACGACUCCUCGCGCUCCAGCGAGGACGUCGACCUGGACCUCGACGACGCGCCGACGCCGAGCCCACGCCGGCCGACGAGGAAGGCGGCUCCACCGGCUCCGACGUGUCUACUCCCGCCGAGGACCGCGACGACGCGGACGAGCCCUACGGCGGUGACGUCGAGCCCGAUCCCAGGGACGACUCGCCCACUGAUGGCUGCGACGUGACGCCUAUCGUCAAGCCGCUCGUGCUGCCGCCGGCGCGCACGCAGCCCGCCGAGCCGGCGCGCGCGCGCGGGCGGCGCUCGCUGGGCGAGGGCGGCGAGGCGCGGCGCGAGCGCGCGCGCGCCGGCGACCCGGCGGAGCGCCGCGCGCCGCCCGCGCGCCACCACGUGCGCAAGGAGCGCGCGCCGCGCCGCCGCGAGCGCGCGCUGCCGUCGCCGCCGCCGCGCUCGCCGGCGCCGGGCGCGGGCGCGGAGGCGGGCGCGCGCUCGUGGAGCGCCGUGGUGUCGGGCCCGCCGCUGGCGCCCAUCGGCUCCGACGUGCGCCGCCGCGAGCCCGACCGCGCCUCCGACAACUCCCUCUUCUACUUCAACGGCAGCACCGACGCCGCCGCGCGCCCCGACACGGAGUUCGCGUGGCGCCCGCCCGUGGCCGCGGACAGGCCCGCCUUCGCGCCGCCCAGAGAUUACUUAGUUUCAGACGAGACGCACACGCUAGGUGUGGGAAGCGUGGGGAGCGUGGGAGGAGUGACCGGGGUGGGCGGUGGGUACGGCGUGGGACUGGGCUCGGUGUGGGGCGGCGGCGGAUGGGGCGCGUGGGGCGCGGGCCCGCUGCGGCCGCCGCCGGGUUUCGCGCCGCCCUCGCCGCCCGCGCAGCAGCGCUCCUACGACCCCUUCCAGUCGCUGGCCUCCAUAUGGGCGCCGGCGCCGCACGAGUGGCGCCCCGCGCCCUCCCCCGCGCCCGCCUCGCCGGCGCAUGCGGCGCCCGCGCGCGACCGCGACGACCACAAU